AUGAGAGCAAAUCCCUCGUCAAGCAUUGGCCUCGCGUCAAUUGCCAUCUUUAUAUCCCUGAUAUCUGCCGCUCAGGCUCUUCCUGGAUGGUUUCUACCACGUAAAGGUAUUGCAGGUGACAAGUUCGCUCCGCACCACUACAAAGUCUAUGAUAGACAGGAUGGACACGACACCUACACCUAUGGAGGCUACGGUCCACGACCUACCCUCACGAAAUCCAGCUCCAUCGCCUCUUCGUCCGAUAAUUCAGGUGAACCCCGGACAAGUUUGACAUCGGAAGCUACUUCCACUAUUGAGUCAACUGUAACAAGUACUUCUAUUAUCACCGUCACGGCGCCAACCAUUAUCGUCACUGGUGACACAACCACGACUUCAUUUGUCUCACCAUCCUCUUCGGCACGAAUAUCAUACGGGGCAUCCAAUUCUUCCUCUGUCCUCGGACCCACAGCAUCAUCGGUGCCGCCCUCAGGAACAUUUAUCACCACCACUUAUGUUCGCUCAACAAUCUUUUUUACAUCUUCCGUCAUUGUAACUGUCCCCGAAUCUCCGAGUGCGACACAAUCUGGCCCGGAUACCAACUCUUCAGCAGUAGCCUCGACAGUCUCCAGCGGUAUUCUCACAAGUGGUACUAUCACAGACCCCGUUCCCUCACUGACUGGAUCAGUUACGCCACCGUUCCCAACAGCCAAUUCCACAGAGACUGCCAGUGGUAUCGUUCCAAGUUCAGGUGCAUCGACUGGGCUUUCCGCUUCCCCAUCACAGUCCUAUGGGGGGAAUUCCACAGGCUCUGUACUUACAUCCUCUGUAUUUCUUAGCACUGGGUCGUCUUCCUGCUCAGAUGCAACGACGAGUGCAGCUCCGUUUCCAAUUUCGAACUCUACAUCCCUGGUCCGGCCGACCGCUACUGGCAGUGGGCCCCUGAGUUCAUUCUCCUUUAGAACCACGGUUUCAUCAUCCGCAGAUGGUGGUGCAACAAGCAUAGCUCCAUCUGGAACCACAAAUUCCAGCUUGGCGACAUUUUCAACCGCUUUUACCAGCCGCCCCGCGUACUCAGUUCCAUCAGGGACAGCAGUGUCAUCUGCGGAUGGCGUUGCACCAAGCUCAAUUGAUGACAGCAUAUCGAUAUUCACGUCCGUAGCUUCGGAAGGAUUUCCAACAGCUACUGUUAAGUCGUCUUCAGUUCCAUUCCCUACAUGGAACAUAACAACCACUGUUAUUACCAGGCCUGGUACCGCCACUCCAACUCCCAUGACCAGCUCUGGUGCCUGGAGUUCAGAGAGUGUUGUGGUCUCAUCGUCGUCGUUUGAGACAGAUUCAUCGUCUAUUGUUGAUUCUACCACCGAAUCAAACCCAUCAACAUUUUUGACCAUAACCCUCACUGCUCCGACUAUCACUAGGCCAACUGAAGGCCCGCCACCUCCAUCGAUGACCCGUAGUACUUCUUUCCCACCCACCUCAUCAAUUUUCGAAGUUCCCAGUGCCUCGAGCGGUGGUUACGGUUCUCCUGCAUCAUCGGACACUAAUAUACCAGCUGUUCCUAGCAAUACUUCUGCAGUAACAUCCGACUUAGGGCUCCCAACAUCCUCCAGCAGUAGUUCCAGUUCCAGCACAACAUCAGGAUUCAGCCUACCGGUCGUUUCAAGUUCCUCACAGAAUGAGUAUGGUCCGCGCCCUACCGCUACUCCGUCUGGAGAGUAA
Venustampulla echinocandica is the source of this 1698-nucleotide messenger RNA. RefSeq lists its product as uncharacterized. The coding region runs from base 1 to 1698 and encodes 565 amino acids. NCBI's taxonomy places the organism in Eukaryota, Fungi, Ascomycota, Leotiomycetes, Helotiales, Pleuroascaceae. The record is from RefSeq and is a predicted model, not a curated record. The transcript is spliced from 2 exons.